Molecule: messenger RNA, 1367 nt
Organism: Conger conger (European conger)
Lineage: Eukaryota; Metazoa; Chordata; Actinopteri; Anguilliformes; Congridae
Product: polymeric immunoglobulin receptor-like
Exons: 7
Coding region: 99-1076 (325 amino acids)
Source: RefSeq, a predicted model, not a curated record
AACUGAUGUCGCAAGGGAACAGGGUGUGAGAUUUGCCUGUUUUUGGAGCAUUGGAUCACAUGCAUUUUCUUUAGUUUCACUCAUUCUAGACCGUAGCAAUGAUUGGACUUUCACCAUGUGCCAUGGCUCUUCUCAGCAUUUCUGGACUCCAUGGUGCCGUUGCUGUGGCGACAGUGAGUUGGCUGCAGGUUCAGAAUGGGUCGUCCGUCACCCUGCCCUGCCACUACCCCUCGUUGGACAGACACCGCGCCAAGUUUUGGUGCUGGGGAUUCUUUUGGUCCUCCUGUCACGUCCUGGCGCGGUCUGACUCCCCGGCCGAGGGCGGCAAGGUUACGAUCGCAGAUCACCCCGACAGCGGGGUGUUCACUGUGACCCUGCGAGAUCUGCAGCGUGGCGACACUGCCUUCUACUGGUGUGCCGUGGAGGGCGGUUCAUCAGCAAGCCUCUAUCUGUCAGUCACUAACGGAGUCCCGAAUCUGAUGGUGGAGGACAACAUGGUGGUCGGUGCGGAGGGAGGCAGCGUGAGCAUCCGGUGUUUCUAUAGCAACCUUACCCGGGACGGCAUGCGGAAGUGGUGCAGGAGCGGAGACUGGGGGUCCUGCCUCACCCUGGACUCCCCCCUGGCUGAGAGGUCCCCGCUCAUCACGGACAACGGAGAGGGGGCCUUUGGCGUGAGGAUGAGGAGGCUGCAGAGGAGCGACGAAGGCUGGUAUUGGUGCGUUGCUGGAGAUCUACAGGCCCCUGUCCACAUCGCUGUCCUACAAGAUCCCAACAACACACUGAUCGCCACAACAAAAAAUCACACCACCGAAGAAUCUUCUACGGUCUUCUACUCUUCGACUGCUACUGUCCACAAGACCAAUCGUCCAGGACAAGGAAGCCAGCUGUGUUCUGGUGCACAGACGUGCCUGAGAAGGACUCUGUGGGUGCUACGUCACGCCGGGCUUGUUUUGGUGUUCCUAAUAUGCACCGCCGUCGCCUUUUGGAAGAUCUGGCAAAACCGCAGAGUGCUGCAAUCGAGAGAGAAUAGACGAUGUGGGAAGUUACGCUGCCAAAAUAACACCGAUUGUCUCUGAUGUCAUCGCACCGGUCUCAACCGCCAGAAUCGUUCCAGUCUCAGCUUUAACAUCUCAGUAUUUUGAAAUCACCACAUCGCCACAGUGUUUAUGCUAUUGAUGAUGAUUAAUACAGACUAUGAUAUGCAUAUGAUUUCAAACUAACAGUCUUUAACAACAUGCUCAUCAACUGUGCCCCCAGGAUGUUAUAAUAGUAUGUUAUAUAGAGGAUUAUUAUAUACAGUGCCCUCCAUUGUGUUUGCCUCUGUACUCAACCAUUUGAAAUUUGUAAUAAAACAUUUUUUUUAUACA